UCUCUCGAAGUCUCACAGACAGAAGAUUCUCACUGUUUCCCUUGUGAUUUUCUUCUCUUCUUCCCCUUUAAAACCCUCAAAAUUUCCCUCUUUUCUAUGCACCAUGACAAAAUUUCUUCCCUUCUUCUUUCCUCUUCUGCUUUUCGUCUUCCUCUUUCACCCUCUUCUUCUUGCUGCUUCAUACGAUGGGCCUUUGUACGAUUACACCGCUCACACUGAGUGUCAAUUACGUCCAGAGAGACCACUCUACAAUGGAGGAAUCCUCAGAAAUCAGCCCGCCAGUGUUCAAACCAUUGGCGGCUCCUCUUCCAGUGCUGUUUAUUCACCAGCAUUUCUCCUGAGCAAUCUCACUGACAACACUUAUUAUUCCUUUUCAAGUUGGGUGAAGCUAGGUGGAGCAGUUUCUUCAACUGUUGUAAGAGCAAGCCUUAGGAUUGAGAAUGAAACCUACAACUGCAUAGGCACUGUUUUGGCCAGGCGUGGCUGUUGGUCUUUUCUCAAAGGAGGGUUCCUUCUAAAUUCGCCUUCCAAUUUCUCUAUUCUAUUCUUUCAGAUUUUUGAUGAUGGAGAUGACAAUAUAGCGAUAGAAAAUGCUUCUUUACAGCCGUUUACAGAAGAAGGGUGGAGGGGAAAUCAGCAAUACAUGGUCAAUACUGUGAGGAAACGAGCAGUGACAAUUCACGUUUCAGAUAAACAAGGGGGGAGGUUGGAAGGGGCAGUAAUUAAUGUAAAGCAAAUCUCUAAAGACUUCCCAUUUGGAUCUGCAAUUGCAAAAACCAUCAUAGGAAACUUACCUUAUCAGAAUUGGUUUGUGAAGCGAUUCAAUGCAGCAGUUUUUGAAAAUGAACUGAAGUGGUAUGCCACAGAGCCUGAACCAGGGGCUUUCAACUACACCACAGCUGAUAAGAUGUUGGAGUUUGUCCGUGCCAACCAGAUAACUGCCAGAGGCCACAACAUCUUCUGGGAGGACCCCAAGUACACGCCGCAGUGGGUUCGGAACCUCACCGCAGCGGGGCUGCAGUCGGCUGUUGAUUCGCGGAUAAAGGGGCUUUUGGGGAGGUACAGAGAUGAGUUCAUACACUGGGAUGUGAGCAAUGAGAUGCUGCAUUUUGAUUUCUAUGAGAAGAGCCUUGGCCCCAAUGCAACCUUGCAUUUCUACAAGACAGCACAUGAGAUUGACCCAUUGGCUACUUUGUUUAUGAAUGAGUUCAAUGUGGUGGAGACUUGUGGUGAUGUGAAUUCCACUGUUGACAAUUACAUUGACAGGCUUAAAUAUCUCAAAAGAAAUGGGGUUUCAAUGGAUGGGAUUGGAUUGGAGGGUCACUUCACCAUCCCCAACCCACCUUUAAUGAGAGCCAUUUUGGACAAAUUGGCCACUCUUAAGCUUCCAGUUUGGCUCACAGAGGUUGAUAUCAGCAAAACUCUGGACCAAGAAACACAGGCUGCUUAUUUGGAGGCUGUGCUGAGUGAAGGAUUCUCGCACCCCGCCGUGGGCGGGAUUGUGCUGUGGGCGGCGCUGCAUCCGAAAGGGUGCUACCAGAUGUGCUUAACAGACAGCGACUUUCGAAACCUUCCGGCGGGCGACGUGGUUGACAAGCUCCUGAAAGAAUGGCAAACUGGGGAGAUUGAAGCUCGGACAGAUGACCAUGGUUCAUUCAGUUUUUAUGGAUUUUUGGGUGAAUACGAAGUGAGUGUUAAGUAUGAAAACAGAACUGCUACUUCAACUUUCCCUGUCUCAGUUGGAGAUGAAACUAAACACUUCAGCAUUCAGUUGUAGAAGAAAUGUUGCAAUUGGAAGUUAAAAGUGAAAUAUAAAUCUGGAUUACUAUUUUUUCGAA
This is a messenger RNA of Momordica charantia (bitter melon), 1838 nucleotides long. RefSeq names its product Glycosyl hydrolase family 10 protein. NCBI's taxonomy places the organism in Eukaryota, Viridiplantae, Streptophyta, Magnoliopsida, Cucurbitales, Cucurbitaceae. Gene Ontology annotation, biological process: carbohydrate metabolic process. Gene Ontology annotation, molecular function: hydrolase activity, hydrolyzing O-glycosyl compounds. The record is from RefSeq and is a predicted model, not a curated record.